GUGGCUAUAUCACAUAAAUCAAGAAAAGCUUUCAGGUGUUGUGGCUCGGCUUCUGAAGCUGAGUGGACUACAAAAGAGACCACAUCAUUGGGUUUGACAAGCCAACUUAUUCCAAAUUCAUCUGAGGAUAUUAUAGAGGGGUGGAGAGAGUUUUGGUAAAAGGUUUGCUAAUGGCAUUGGAGGGUGUUGAGGUGUCUGACCUGCAAUUUGCAGAUGAAACUUCCAUUUUUUGUCUAAUGAUAGACUGGAUUUGGGCAAUGUGUUUUAUGUGCUCAGAGUGUUUGAGUCACAGGUGUCUUGAACGCAGAUAAAUAUGUCCUAGGCAUCGGAGCCGAGGAUCAAUAUGCCUUGGAGAGUAAGGGUUUGUCAUUUGCUUGUGUAAGAAGAUGCUGAAUUUUGUUUCCUUUCCUUUCCUGUGUUUGGAAGUUUCUUUUUUAUUGAAAGACGUAUUGGUUAAAUUUCAUCUGCAGAUUGAAUCUUUGGUCACUGAAAUAUGCAAUACAACUUCAAUAGCCGAGUUUGAAUUGAAACUUGGUGGGUUUCGGCUAUAUGUGAUGAGGGAUUUAACUGAGAAAAAUGAACCUACAUCUCAACCCCUGCCUCCUCCUCCUCUUGCUGUCACUGUGAAAACUACUACUGAUUCAUCUGAUCUCAAUGGGUCAGCUUCUACAUCUUUAGCCAUCUCCAAACAAGAGCCUUCUUUUUGGGGGAUUAAAUCAUUUCUUGAUAGAGCUGCUGAUGAAGGUUUAAUGAUACUGCAGUCUCCAAGGGUGGGGUUUUUCCGGAGAUCUCGAACUAUAAAGGGAAAACGUGCUCCCCCAUCAUGUAAAGAGAAGCAAAUAAUAAAGGAGGGUCAAGUGCUAUGCUACAUUGAACAACUUGGUGGUGAACUCCCAAUUGAGUCUGAUAUAUCUGGUGAGGUCAUCAAAAUACUACGCGAGGAUGGUGACAGAACCUGUAGGAUAUGGAGAUGCACUGAUUGCAAUUCUCCCGUCAUUUCCUGGGAUAAAGAAGCUUCAGUAGAUGAGUUGGUUCAUCUCUCCUUGCAGUUUCGGUGGUAAUGGCAUGUAAACGAGUCAUUUUAUGCUAAAUCAUCCUUAGUGGUGGAUAUGUGCAUUCAAACUUAGGAUCGUGGUUCAAUGCACAUUAUCCAAAUUUUAACAUUGCUCCGGAGAAGUAAUUGAACAGGAAUAAAAUGGAGUUUUCUCUUUGACUAGGGUAGUCCAAAAUCUUCCUUCGAUGUCAAAAUACUGUGAACAAGAACCAUGGGUUUAUAGAUAUCUCUGCAGUUUUGGCCUCAUUUGACGUUCUCAUCUUUAGUUGUUUUGACUAGAUGAGAAAUAGGACCGCGGAGUCCUCUUUGUAACUGUUUGCUACAUCCUAAGCUUAGAUUUAGUUUCAUUGCAAGCCCAAGUACUAUUCCAAUUACAUUACAAUUAGAUGUUUUGGAUUUUUUUUUUU
Messenger RNA from Populus nigra (black poplar), 1461 nucleotides. RefSeq lists its product as uncharacterized. Bases 387 to 1061 code for a protein of 224 amino acids. The transcript has 8 exons. NCBI's taxonomy places the organism in Eukaryota, Viridiplantae, Streptophyta, Magnoliopsida, Malpighiales, Salicaceae. The record is from RefSeq and is a predicted model, not a curated record.